AUGUCGCAGCUUUGUCAGUCAGAUAUAUUCAAAAAACGCUCCAAGCUCCUUAGCCGUGAUGCUCAAGUGGAUCUUUCAUAUGAGAGGGCCAAAGCCAUUGGCUUAGCACUCGGCAUCACUCUUCAUGAUACUUUGCAUCUAACACAAAAUUUUUGGGACAUGCACACCGACCCAAUCAUGGUCCUCGAUGGGGCCGCCUCCAUGCUGCUGACCAUCCAGUACAAUCUGGUUGCAGGAACACUUGCCAAAUAUGCUGCGACUACUAGACCUGACUUGGUCUCCCUCGUCGAGGACAUUCUUCGAUGGAAUGUCAGUGGCCAAUUCUGCCUUACCGAGCUGGGGAGAGGCCUAGACAUCUUCCGAAUGAAGACAUCAGCGACACUUCUCCCAACAGGUGAAUUCGAUCUUCAUACGCCGUUGCCCUCGGAUGCCAAGUUCAUGCCACCAACCGUUCCAGUGAAAGGUCUUCCAUGUGUCGCCAUUGUUUUUGCACAACUGUACGUGGACGGUGAAUGCCGUGGACCUCGACCGUUUCUUGUGAAUCUGAACGACAGAUAUGAUAUGUGCAACGGGGUGACUUCAAUGUUGCUACCACCUAGAGGAGGCUCGUCCCCCGUCAACCAUGCACUCACAAGCUUCAAUCACGUCCGCUUACCGCCUUCGGCCCUUCUCGGGGACCUCACCAAGUCCAACACAAUGCAUCGCGACUUUAUGUCCUCUAUAUGGCACGUUGCGGUUGGGUCGCUAGCGCUUGGCUCAGCUGCAAUACCUAAUCUCCAGGUGGCAUCGUACAUCGCCGCGCGUUACUUUCAGCGUCGUCAUGUCACCAGCGUGUAUGGACAUCCUUCGCCAAUAAUUUCAUACCGGACGCUGACCUGCACCAAACUGGUUCGGUGCAUGGAUGACUGA
Molecule: messenger RNA, 909 nt
Organism: Suillus plorans
Lineage: Eukaryota; Fungi; Basidiomycota; Agaricomycetes; Boletales; Suillaceae
Product: acyl-CoA dehydrogenase/oxidase
Exons: 5
Coding region: 1-909 (302 amino acids)
Biological process (GO): fatty acid beta-oxidation using acyl-CoA oxidase; lipid homeostasis
Cellular component (GO): peroxisome
Molecular function (GO): FAD binding; fatty acid binding; acyl-CoA oxidase activity
Source: RefSeq, a predicted model, not a curated record